Messenger RNA from Dermacentor andersoni, 2076 nucleotides. RefSeq lists its product as uncharacterized. Lineage: Eukaryota; Metazoa; Arthropoda; Arachnida; Ixodida; Ixodidae. The record is from RefSeq and is a predicted model, not a curated record.
UGCUCACUCGGUGCCCGGACGCCUGUGCGGUGCCUGUGCGCGAGUGGUGCGUGAACGACCGCGGAUCGAAGCCGCGGUCCCACGGCGUUCUGCCUGGGGGUGGGACCUCGGCCCAGUUUCGCUGUGCGGUGAUCGGCGGGGAGUAGUCGACGGCCAGUGCUAGAAGAAGGAGUUCCUACACACUGUGGACCCGGCGGCCAGCCGCGUCCAUGGAGGCAACGUGCCGGCCAUGGAGUUAUGCGUCGCGAGCCCCGCCUGUGCCACUUGCAUCGGCAGCAACCAGCGCGGUGUUCGACGACGUCGCUGGGUCACCCUGUUCCUGCUCCUGGUCGCUGCCGUGUCAGGUGUGCUGGGCGUUGUGGUCACCGAGGUGCGGCUCCUGUCGGACAGCAACAAGACGCAGUACGUGCUUCAGGGCGAGGGCGCCACGCUGCUCUGCUUCUUCGUGCUGUCGCCGGGCGAAGACCUGCGGCGCGUCCUCUGGUUCAAGGACGGCGCCGAGGUCUACGUGUGGCGCAAGGGCCGCCGGCCGCUGGCGCGCAACCUGUUCGACAAACGCGUCGACCUGAGCAACCGGUCGCCGUCAUUCAUCUCCAUCCUCAGCGCACACAUGUCGAUGCAGGGAAACUACACGUGCAAGGUCGAGACGGAUCAGGGCACUUCGCAGAACGACUUCUUCCUCACCGUCAUCGUAGACUCGUGCAAGGAAGACAGCUGGACCACGUUCUCGGACCGGGUGUCGUGCUCCGAAACGGUGGAGCUGGACUGCGGCGGCAUGUUCCCCAAGCCGUCGCCGGCCUGCGGCGUCUACAACGACCAGACGGGCGUCUACCUGAACACGGUGCCGUUCGACCGCGUCGAGCCGGCGGCCAACUCGACGUACGAGGUGCGGCUGCACCGAGUCUUCCAGGUGCGGGACUGGCUCGCCUUCCGCAACCUCACCUUCCGCUGCCACAUCAUCGUCCUGGGCACCGACUGGCGCUCCGGCAUCUCGCACAAACUAUUCGGAGACGCCGGAUGCCCGCCCGAACCUCCAGAGAUCGUGAACGGCUUCUACAACGUGAGCGGCGAGGAUACAUGCUGGCGCACUCCGUCCGAGGGAUCCGUGACGCGCUACUACUGCCUCGAAGGGUUCGAGCUGCGGGGACCCCGGGAGCUGGUGUGCCGCAACGGCUCCUGGGUCGUGCCGAGACCUCUGGUGACGUCCUCGGGCCCGCAGCAGGCUCCCGGGGCUGGGAGGCCCUUCAAGAACAUCAUCUGUGAAAUCAAUGGCCAAGCCAAAGUAGGAUGGAACACAUUGCUCACUGCCAUCAUGACAACACUGCCUGCGAUCCUGUGUCUCCACUUGACGUCCUCUUCGACGUAGCACCCGUGGCUCUUGUUUGCCGUUGCGGCGAAGAUGGUAGUGUUGACAACCUGCUCGAAGGCACGGCGCAUAUAACCGUAGGAGGGAAGUGUGCGCCUCGAAUGAGCGGCUUCGCUCUCAAUCGCUCACUUCGAAGAGCGGCUCCACUCCGAGAACGCCAGCAGUGUCCGUGUGCAUAUGCACCGUGCCCAUUUCACGUGCGUGUUCGAGUACUUAGACGAGUACACUAUAGCGGACGCCGAGGAAGUAGACUGAAGAAACCUCUUCGCCUGUUAACCUCUUCACCAGUUUCGUUGUUAGGAAUGCAGUGCUCCUGUGUGUGCAUUGAAGAGCGACGUCUCUGCCCUAUGUCCACUAGUGGUCACAUUGAAAUAACAAAAAAAAAAUGCUACGCAGUGAGCUUUCGAGCCAGGCUCAAAAGGGGACCCUGAAAGGAUUUCUUCGGAGCUGUAGUUUUUCUCUGCUUGCAGACUUUGUGUGAUUGUGAUGAGAAAGCUUGAAACGACAGAAAGCCCCGCUAGUAGUUAAUCAUUUGUGCUUUGAAAUGUUAGGCGUAGAAAACACGGAAACGGCGUCUGCGCUGUCCUUUUCUUUCGUCUCGUGUCCAUGUUUCCUAUGCCUAACCUUUUAAGCCAAGGAAAGCUUCAGCACAGGGGAGCCGUUCUAGCGUAAACUUAUACAACAGAAUAAGGCGCGGAUACCACUGUAGC